Messenger RNA from Musa acuminata subsp. malaccensis (wild Malaysian banana), 764 nucleotides. RefSeq names its product ubiquitin-conjugating enzyme E2 5B. Gene Ontology annotation, biological process: ubiquitin-dependent protein catabolic process; protein polyubiquitination. The record is from RefSeq and is a predicted model, not a curated record. NCBI's taxonomy places the organism in Eukaryota, Viridiplantae, Streptophyta, Magnoliopsida, Zingiberales, Musaceae. Gene Ontology annotation, cellular component: nucleus.
CUUGUUGCUAAGAUUGUGUUCUGAGUUGAUUUGGCCAUCCAGAUUGACAGGAUUUGCCUGUUCUUAAUCAUGGUGAUUCCUUCCCUCCUGCUUUCCAUGGUCGACGAACGCAAGCAUCUAAUGCCCAGAACUCAUUCAUCGCCCCCGACCUUCCUAUAUAUCACCCAUGCCUUCCUUCUACCUCGCCACAAGGUGAAGUUGAAUCAGACAUCUCUCUCUCAUCCAUCGAUCCACUCGAGGUGAGCGAAUGGCUUUCAGGAGAAUUAUCAAAGAGCUCAAGGAUCUGCAGAAAGACCCACCAACUUCCUGCAGUGCUGGUCCUGUGGCAGAUGACAUGUACCAUUGGCAAGCCACAAUUAUGGGGCCUAAUGACAGCCCCUAUGCAGGUGGACUCUUCAUUGUCACCAUCCACUUCCCACCAGACUAUCCAUUCAAGCCUCCCAAGGUGGCAUUCAAGACCAGAGUCUUCCAUCCAAACAUCAACAGCAAUGGCAACAUCUGCUUGGACAUACUGAAGGAUCAGUGGAGUCCAGCACUGACCAUCUCGAAGGUGUUGCUAUCCAUUUGUUCCUUGCUCACUGACCCAAACCCUGACGAUCCACUGGUUCCUGAGAUUGCUCAUAUGUGCAAGAAUGACCCUUCAAGAUACGAAUCUACUGCUCGCAAUUGGACCCAGAAAUAUGCCAUGCUUUGAGCCUCAAGAAACAUCCUUCUUGUCAUGUAAUAAGUUUAAGGACAUUUUUGAGUAGGUCACGUUGAAUUAA